CUCUUGACCUGAAUGGGACCUGAAUCAAGCAAUUGCUGUUGAGCUCUGACAGUGGAACACAUCUAGGGGAUAAGGGGGCAUCAAGCUGCAAACAGGCAAGACAGGAAGUUGGCCGCCUCUUCCCUCUCUUGCUUGCUAAACAAUGAUAGCUUGUAUCUGCUCAGUGGAAGCCGCGGGAACCAAUGGAAAUAUGCAACGUACUUCCCAAAUACUUUGCAGCUAAAAUAUAAUCCAGCUCGUUUUGGUGUACGAUUGUUCAAUCAAGCUUCAAGUAGUAUUCUGCAAUCACUGAUGUGCGGGCAGCUUGUGAGCUGUCAUACUUUCAUGUGUCUCAUUGCCUAAUCAGGGCAUAAUGCUUUCAGCUCAAGUGGCGCUUUUCAAAGCAGAAGAGUGUCUGUCAAUGUAUUAGGCAACAGUGCAAGUUACGAUAUGGCCACUUUUGCCAACGCUUAUUGACGGGUUUAUCUAUCCAGUGAUCGUCAUUAGGUCUGUGUCAUCAUCGGGGAGAUUGUGGGAGCAGCUUCCAGUCAAACAAGCUGACCCAGUCCGUGUACCUCCUUCCAAAGCUGCAUCACAGCGUCAGCGGUGAAGGCCUUCUAGGAUAUGGCGAUGACUCGCCCCCAUGGAAGGACCAAGUCCGAUUACCGGGUUUGUCAGGAGGCGCGACAUGCACGCGCCGCCGACUACAGGGACCGCAUCACGAUCAGCACUGAGAAGCAAGAAGCUCUCAUCGCUGCUGUCAAUGCGCAGUGCGAGGCUGAACCUUCCCCUCGCCGCAGGCGGGACCAACAGUCCAAGAUGGCGCCAACUUCUUGGGGAAUCUCGCCGGGCCGUCCUUGCAACUCACCUGCAAGGGCGAGAAAGGCUGCACAGCGGCACCUCGCCCGGUCACUUGGUAAACCUACAGCAAAAGAUCCGCAUUGCCUCCACUGCCACGAGUGCGGCAGUUUGGGACCGCGCAGUCUGGGUACAAGACCGCGCGCAGCGCCGUUUGAAAGCGGAGCUUGCGAGACUGGAAAAGGAGCUGCAGCAGAUGGACGAGGCCAGCUUUUCUGCAGGACCAACUGGCCGCCUUCCAGUAUGGGAUGAUGCCAACUUCAAAAUGGCGCUGCCCUCCACGAAGCCCAUGAGCCAUAAGCUGCUGGCAAUACUCUUGAUGAUUGGUUGCGUCGAGAGCAACCCGGGCCCCUCAUCAGACAGGAUGGACAGUGCGGAAUCAGCCUCAGGCUUGGUUCCCGCCUUUGUCACAAACGCACCUGAAUGCUGGGACGCCUUUGGAAAGCGGGGGAGGAGAUUCGAGAAUGGAGGAGAGUGA
Messenger RNA from Klebsormidium nitens, 1315 nucleotides. Lineage: Eukaryota; Viridiplantae; Streptophyta; Klebsormidiophyceae; Klebsormidiales; Klebsormidiaceae. The record is from the annotation of a GenBank genome assembly.